This is a messenger RNA of Helicoverpa armigera (cotton bollworm), 9726 nucleotides long. RefSeq lists its product as uncharacterized. The record is from RefSeq and is a predicted model, not a curated record. The coding region runs from base 1 to 9726 and encodes 3241 amino acids. The transcript is spliced from 44 exons. Gene Ontology annotation, biological process: potassium ion transmembrane transport; regulation of membrane potential. Lineage: Eukaryota; Metazoa; Arthropoda; Insecta; Lepidoptera; Noctuidae. Gene Ontology annotation, molecular function: voltage-gated potassium channel activity. Gene Ontology annotation, cellular component: plasma membrane.
AUGCAGAAUCUAUGGUGGAAUAGGCGCAAAAGUCAGGGUCAAAGUCAAAGCCAAGCAUCUGCAAGCAAGAGUGGCAGCUAUGGUUUCGGCAGCCGCACCAGCUUGAAUCAGAGUCGAAGCAGCCGGGGCAGCCAUGGCGUGCGAGGAAGCCAACCCAGGGAGCUGGAGUUCCAAUUCUUCAUACGACAAACUGAGACUUUGUAUUCUCCUUGGUGGAGCCGAGAAGGUGCGAUUAACUGGUUCGAAGACCUGCCUGAUGAUACUCUAUGGAACUGCUACAUCUGCUUCUGUGUACUUCUUGGACUGGUGUGGACGGUCGCGAAACUCACUGGGAUCUACAUAGAAAUUGUGGAUGUUGUCUACAAUGUAUCCUAUGCCAUCCAUGUGUUCGCUAUAGGAUACAAACUGCAUGCGGAGCGCGAGAAUAUUGAUGUCACGUUGUCUAUUGUCAUUGGAUUCCUUGCGGACAUAUUAACGUUUGCGCACUAUGUACAGAGCCACAAUCCGAACUUUAAGUUGGGUGCCUACUACGUGCGCUUGCAUCGACCUUAUAAAUAUCUGUGGUCUCUAAGCGACUACAACUUGAAAGGCAGUAUCCUUGGAACCACUCUGAAGUACUGCUACAUAUUCAUGGUGAUGAGAAUCACUUGGGCUUAUGUUUGGCUGCAUGUGAGACUGUUAGAACCUCAAUAUUACCUCCCGGUGGUAAAUAAGACAGUAAAUGAGACAGUAAACGAGACAGUUCUUCUGGGAGAACCGGAGGCGUUGUCAGAAGAUCCAGCCGGGGAGUUUCUUGAAGCUUUCUAUAACACCAGCAAGAUGUUCAUACCUAUUGGACCCUCAGGCUUCCCCUGCAAUGACGUGCAGCGCAUCAUCUGUAUUCUGAUCAUGUUGAGUGGCUGCCUCGUGGUGACUGGCAUAGCUGUCGCCUCCUUGUCUCUCAUCAUCAGCCUCUACAUGAGACCUGAAGAGACCUUCCGGUCUAGAUACAGGCUCAUCAUGAAGGAGAUGAAUGAUACGCGGGUCCCGCCGACUCUUCGCCAAAAAGUGGAGACGUUUUACAAGAUGUACUGGCACAAGCAACGAGCUGUGUCUAAAACGCAGCUGCUGCCGACUUUCCCACCAACUCUGCCUACUACCAUCAAUCUUGAUAUUUACUUUGAAUCUACACAAAAAGCUCGGAUUCUCCGUGAACUGUCUCAUCAGUUACUGUCGGAGCUCGCGAUGAAGAUGGAGACAGUUCACUAUAUCCCUGGAGACGCCAUCAUCAAGCGAGGGUCUAAGAAAUCCAAAAUUAUUUACAUUACUUACGGAGACGUUGAAAUGUUGACUGCAGAGGAUGAUAACACGGCCAUUCUGCGCAUGACCCGAGGCACAGUCCUGACUCCGUGCGGUGGUGCAGCCUCAGCAGCGCUCAGCGUCUCUCACGUGGCAGUCCGUGCUGCUACCUUCUGCACGGCGCAUGUCCUCAGUGCCACGGAGCUAUGGAGAGUGGUGCAUAGGCAUUCCGUCACGCAGGACCAUGCGGGACCCAUUCUUGCGUCUUUUACAGACCACGUUGAACGAGUGAAACGUCAUUAUUGUACGAAGGUGCCAGAUCCAGCUAUCCACAAGAGCAGUAUUCUGCAAUUCAAUCGGAAUCUAAAAGCGUUGAAGAGUAUGAAGGAUGCCAGCGGCAAGCCUGUGCUGGCCAGCGCAGACAUAUUCCUUGAGAUUGCUGGCUGUUACAUCAUGAGAAAUCGCCCCGACGUGACGCUCACAGAUCAAGCCGACGAAAUCUGUCUCCGGCCCAAGUUCCCCUGCAUCCUGCAGCCAACCUCCUCACUUCUGUUCGCGUGGAAUGUUUUCAUAGCCUUUCUCAUAUUUCUCUGCUGCAUCAUCCACCCAUACAACCUGGUGUUCGAAAAAGAACCGACCAUGGAGUUCAGAUGCUUCGACCAAGCCGUCACCGUCGCGUUUAUAAUAGACCACAUUACUUACCUUUCUACGGGGGCUAAUGUUGAAGAAGGUGUUCCGAUCACGUUCACGCAGACAUCUUCCCAGCAGAUGCGCAGUCACUGGUUCGUGCUGGACGUGGUGGCCACGCUGCCAGUCUUCGAGUUCGUUGGUGACGGUCACUUUGCGGGCAUCAACAAGAUCCUGAGGAUACCAAAGCUGUUCCGUGUGCUGAAGACCAUCGAGGAAAGCUGUGGUUACCGCAGCCACGUGCUCCGGUUCCUGUCAUACACGCUGCUGCUGCUCAUCGCGUGCUACGUCAUCGCUUCUAUGCAGCAAGCCUUCAUGUGCUUCCAAGCUGGUUAUUGCUUAGUAACCAACUUCACACAUUCACCAUUUUGGGAGAAGAAGCCGCUUGACGUUGAGACAAUCGACAGCAGGCUGACCUUCGGACUUUACUGGGCUAUGUCUAUGAUCAAUUUUACAAAUCACCGGCAGACGACGACGAACGAUUGGAAGCACAUAGUUUAUUCGCUGGUCAUCCUGGAGAUGUGUAUCGUGCUUCGAAUCUUCAUGGAAUCUGUCUACUCUGCUACCAUUAUGGUCACUACGGCCUUAAGGGAGGAUUACGGUUCCCGUAUAGCCACGGUGAAGAGUUUCUUGAUCAGAAACGAAGUGGACCCCCUGCUGAUGAAGCGGUUCAUUACAUAUCUUCAGCUUUGUUGGCACACUGAUAAGGCGUACAAGAUGACGCAUAAGAAACACUCGACAAUAUUCUACGAUCUUCCAGAACACGUGUUUCAGGAUAUUGUGGGCAAGGACCGCAGCAAGUACAUAUUGGCCAUACCAUUCAUGAGGCUGAUAAAGAAAGACGAACUGAAACGCGUGAUGUCAGCUGUGAAACUGUUCUACUGCUCGCCCAACGAGAUCCUGCUCAACACUGGAGAGCUCACCAACGAGAUCUAUGUCAUCAAAAGAGGGAUAUGCGAGAUUCUCGACCCGGAAACAAAGGAGCCAAUUGGUCACUUGACCGCAAAGAACCAUUUUGGUGCACUCAUAUGUUUGUUACGUCUGCCCGCGUAUAACACGAUCCGUGCAGUGACCCACGUUCAGGUGAUGUGCGUACCCAGGAAGGUGUUACAGAAAUCCCUGAACACUCCGCAAAUAAGACAAACGAUUUUAUACCUCAGGACUACUCCGGAGUUUCAAAGGCUUCAGACGCCGGUACCUGCCUUCAUAAAGUACGUGCCACCGCCAAAAACGUCGAACCUCAUGCACUUCAAGUUACCCAGGAAACAUGAACCCGACUCGGAGUUCCUCAAUCCUUUCGCCAGGAUGGGCUUUCUUUCUAUCUUGCGUUACGUGUUCCCCCGCUACACGAUUCGUCCGGACGGCACGUACAUGGCUCGCUACGAGUGGUUCCGCUUUGCCUGCUCACUUUGCUCCAUGCAGCUAUUCCCUCACUACACGUACCUGGUGCUGCAGUGGCCCUACCUCUACUAUGUCUCCCUCUUCCUCGACAUGGCGGCUGUUUAUGAUAUUUUUCAACGCAUGCUGAUUGGCUACUUCAACGAAGAUGGGAUCUUGGUCUACCACCCGUCCAGUACUUCUUCAUACUACAUGAAGGGAGGUUUCAUUGUGGAUGUAUUUGGGUGCCUCCCUCUUGAAAAUUUGGAAGCGGAUCGCUUGGAAGUUUACGAAAACAAAUUUCGCGCGUCUCCAACGAAGCAGUUCCUGAUGCUGAAUCGGCUGCUGCAGAUGUAUCGGAUGCCAGGCGCCAUGAUGAUGCUGAAGGAGUACAUCGAAAGACCGGACAUUCUUUUGGUGUUCCAAGCAAUACCUCUGUUCAUGGCUAUGCUGAACAUCCUGACGAUGUUCAUGGUGUUUUACUCUGUGAAGAUAUAUUACAGCAAGGAGAAGGGCCAUUACGAUUGGACUAUUGAGCCAUUCGAUGACCAAGGAGGUUCCUGGCUAGUCUUGUUCGCGGAAGAAAUGCGAUUCAAUAUGACCGCAACACCAUGGAACCUGCACUUGGCGACGUAUUUCUGGGUGGUUUACGAAUGCACUUCCACUGGGUACGGCGUGUUCAACCCUACCAACCAAAGUCUGAUGAAAGUGCUGAUCAUUGGCAUGGCUUGUAGUGCAAUGAUACUCACAUACUACAUGGUACGCAUCAUCAGUGUUCGGGCGAAUGUCAACAAGUCUCUAGCUGGUUUCCAACAACACAUGAAGGAUAUCAACGUCUACAUGGCCAGGGAGAAGUUGGAUAUAGAACUGCAGAAAGAACUCCGACGUUACUACGAGUAUAACUGGGAGAAGAUGGGCGGUAUCGACUACCGAGGGGUGCUCAAACUGUGUGACCAGAUCACGCUUAGGACUGACGCCAUACUUCACAUAUAUGGACCUACCUUUGCUAAGUGUCCAUUGCUAGCGAAUGCCGAUGUCUCCCUGCUGCGCAUCAUUGGUCGCGCAGUGCGCAGCGUGUACUUCCUACGGGACAUGAAGAUCAUAGAGCUAAACGACAUGGUCACUGACAUGUACUUCGUAGACUACGGAGGAGUUGAGAUAAGGGUCAGGACGGGCGAGAUGAACUCCAUCUUACGGCUACCGAGGGGCAGUGUAUUUGGCAAUCUGGAAGGAAUGAUGAGCCAUAAGAGUCCCUAUAACGUGGUGGCGACCAGCCGUCUUCAUCUUCUGAUGAUUAAUUCAGAAGCUUUUUCCAACGUCACGAAGGACUUCCCAGCGGUGAAGGAACUGAUGGCCAAGUCUAGAGCACCAGACCCCAAAUCGAAGGACAAGGAAAUAAAGAUGUAUAUUUUAGGCAGCGAGGCUUCGGUCAAAAUGCGUCGGAAUGUCCCGACGGGACCUCCACCACGCAGCAAGACCAGUGCUCUCAAGUACAUAUACUUCCAAGAAGGAAUGGUGCAGAUUUAUUUACUCAUCGUCUGCAUGGGCUGUAUCUAUUUGGAUUUAUAUAACGCAGGAUAUCAGGAUAACAGCACGUGGUUACUCGCAACACUCUACUCGUUGGAUUUCUGUUUCUUUCUGAAGAUUUUUACGCAGCAUGCUUUUCCUUUUAUCGUCUCCAGUCCAAGUAUGAAGAGGAUUAUGAUGCCCUUAAGAAGACUAUAUUUCAAGGGAGAGUUUAAAUACGAUUUCCUUUCGAUACUGCCAUUGGAGUUAAUUAGUUUCGCCUCGAAGAACGAGCGAACGAGGUGGAUGUGGUUCGGCUUGUUGCGUCUCAAUAGAGCCUUCAGAAUUGCCACGGUGUACAAAUGCUUGCGUAUGCGCAACGAGAGCAUCACGGUCAACCUGACCCUCACGACCAUAUUGGCGGUGUUCAUCUGGUUUACUCUGUUCGUUCACACCACGACCUGCAUCUGGUUCUUCAUGGCUGUGAUGGAAGAUCAGAUCGAACCCAAUACCUCCUGGAUACAUCUUGAUGACGGGUCCGACCACUGUGAAAACUAUUACCUCUGCUCAUUGUACUUCGUGAUCACGACGUUCACGCAAAAUGGUGUCGGAGACAUCAUGCCGAAGAAACAGUCCGAGGUGCUGUUCGUGGUUGUCCUCCAGAUAAUAUCGACGAUGGUGUUCAUGAUGUACGUAGGCGAACUCUCCAACAUCAUCCAGUACACCUCCUACCGCUCCUUCAGCUUCUACAGCAAGUACCUCGAGUUGCAGGAGUUUAUGAAGAACAAUCGAGUUUCUGAGAAUCUGGUUACCAUUGUGAACAAGUACACCUUGCAUCUGUGGCGGGAGAACCGAGGCUUGCAGAUUCCUCACUUCUUGAAGCAUGCGCCACUCUCCUUGCGGCUGAGGGUCAUGUCAGCAGCAUACUUGCAUCACAUAACCAGGCAUCACAUUUUCGAAGAGUGUGAACCAGCCUUCCUCAGGCAGAUGGUAGGCUGCCUGAAGUUGUACACUUAUAACGAAGGAAUGUACGUGGUGAAAGAGAGCGAGAUCACGGACGCCAUGUACUUAAUCCACACGGGCAAGGUGAAGGAGACCUGCGAGGAGAUGGACAUCAGCGCCAGGGUCUACCCAGCCGGCUCCUACUUCGGAAUUUUGCAGGGCUUAUUGCGUAACACACCAUAUACCCACUCAUAUCAAACAAUGAUCAAGUCUCAAGUGCUUACUCUGCAACUGGACGACUGGGAAUACUUACUGAAACACUUCCCAGAUAGCAAGAAUGCCAUACACAAACACAUGAGACAGUUAGGCGACAAAGAUAUGGACCAAAGUAAUUGGCCUGGAGGGGCCCCGAUGCCAGAGAGACCUCUUUUCGAUUAUACACCCGAAGCAGAUUCAAUUGUACCACCAGAGUUCUCAACUGAACCGGGAGCAGGUUUAUUUCCUAGCACUACAAGGCAUUUUGGAAGAGACUCCGCAUCGGAACCUCAAGAGGGAACUUCUCAGGGUGCUAAAGGACAUUCAAGGUAUUUUGCAUGGCCUACUGACAGCAGAGAACCCGAUACACCACUACUGAGUCGCGAGGAGCAUGAAGAAGAACAUGAAGAAGCAAAGCACAAACUGGGAUUUUUCGGAAAAAUUUUUGGCACUGCCAAGAAAUUAAUGGGUAGAGUAUCUGAUCCUGAAGCAUUAAGUGCAACCAGUGAUGACAGAGACGAGCUCUUACUUGAGGAAGACGUGGAAGCAACUGAAGCUUUGCUAAAGCAAUUUGAAAAAGCAAAGAAACAAGAAAAAGAUAAAAAGAUAAAUAGAGGUCGCAGAAAAAGUAUGUAUCUAGUGCAAGAAGAAGACACUGAAAAACACAUGCUCACGCUAGAUAUGGAGGAAUCCACAGUAGAUACCCUGGAAAAAAAGUCAUCUCAGCAGUUUACAAUGCUUCCUAUUCGAAUUCGUGAUGACGAUACUGCAGGGCCAUCAACAGAAAAAUUAGAAACCCGCGAGAUACUUGGCUUAGGCCGUCAUAAAUCUAGAGUAGAAGCACAAUCCGAAGUACAACUUACCAUGGAAAUGUUGGAUGGUGCGACUGAUGAAACAAUUACGGAAACACCCGAAGCCGUCGUGGCAACUGCUCCAUCCGCAAUAUCCCACAUUUCGGAAAGGCCUGCUGCUGUAGAUAAACGUGCCCCAGAUAGAAAAGCACAGCAAAUUGGAAGUUCCACUACGAUUGGUGAGACUGGUCAACAAAAUUUACCUCUGGAACUUUUUUAUUCUGGAACUGAAUCCACAUCAGAUGCGAGGCCGCCGCAGAAGAAAAACGAACAUUUGAGGAUACCGCUUGGAUUGUCGGAUGUAUUUUCAAGUGAAGAUAUAAGAGACACUCAAGUACCACAAGAAAUAACGCCAAUGCCUGUACCACAAGACUCAACGCCAAUGCCUGUACCACAAGACUCAACGCCAAUGCCUGUAACACAAGAUACAACGCCAAUGCCUGUACCACAAGACUCAACGCCAAUGCCUGUACCACAAGAUACAACGCCAAUGCCUGUACCACAAGACUCAACGCCAAUGCCUGUACCACAAGAUACAACGCCAAUGCCUGUACCACAAGACUCAACGCCAAUGCCUGUACCACAAGAUACAACGCCAAUGCCUGUACCACAAGACUCAACGCCAAUGCCUGUACCACAAGAUACAACGCCAAUGCCUGUACCACAAGACUCAACGCCAAUGCCUGUAAGAUCGUCGAGUGUAAGUUCCAGUUCAAUUUCUGCUGUUCGUAUGGCUGAUACAAGCCUGUAUGAACCAGAAGCUGACGUGCCUGUGGUACCAGUAACAACGUUAUUACCGCCUCCUACAGCAUCAGUACCUGAUCUUACAACACAAUCCUACCAUACUUUGCCAUCGGCUAUAAACAAAAUUACUACUGAAUCUGCACCAGAAACUAGAACUCCAUCAGGUACUAAAACUCCAACAGAAACUAAAACUCCAACAGAAAAUGAAACUCCAACAGAAACUAAAACUGCAGCUCUAACUAAAACUGCAGCUGGAACUAAAACUACAACAGAAUCCAAAACUCUAACAGAAUCUAAAACUCUAAGAAGAACUAAAACUACAGAAGAAACUAAAACUCCAACAGAAUUUAAAACUCAAAAAGAAACUAAAACUGCAGCAGAAACUAAAACCGGAGCUGAAACUAAAACUGCAGCAGGAACUAAAACUGCAGAAGAAACUAUAACUACAACAGAAUCCAAAACUCCAACAGAAUCUAAAACUCCAAGAAGAACUAAAACUACAGGAGAAACUAAAACUCCAACAGGAACUAAAACUGCAGCAGAAACUAAAAUUCCAACAGGAACUAAAACUGCAGCAGAAACUAAAACUCCAACAAAAACUAAAACUGCAGCAGAAACUAAAACUCCAACAAAAACUAAAACUGCAGCAGAAACUAAAAGUGCAACAGGAACUAAAACUGCAGCAGAAACUAAAACUCCAACAAAAACUAAAACUGCAGCAGAAACUAAAAGUGCAACAGGAACUAAAACUGCAGCAGAAACUAAAACUCCAGCAGGAACUAAAACUGCAGAAGAAUCUAAAACUCCAACAGAAACUAAAACUGUAGAAGAAACUAAAACUCCAUCAGGAACUAAAACUCCAACAGAAGGUACAACUAAACAAGAGACUACAUCUUCAACAGAAACUACAACUACACCAGAGACUACAUCUCCAGCAGAAACUACAAUGGCACCAGACACUACAUCUACAGUAGAAAUUGAAUCAGACACUAUUUAUUUCACUAGCAAUUCUGCAUACUCAAUUACGCCAGUCGUUUCAACUGUUACGCCCUCUAAACCUACUGAAAAACCAACGCCGCGGGAAGGUGGAACGGAACCGCAAGGUAGGAGUUUAAGUGAACGACUUGACGUCCCAGCUUCAGUACUCCUGUCUUCCCAAAAAUCAGGUUUAGAGUCAGAGUAUGCGAUAGACGAGGCAGCCGCAAAAUCGAAAAUGGUUAAUACCGUAAUGGCGGAACUUCUGUCUGAUGAGGCGAUUUCGAGUAAAAACCCUAGUCGAGCAGCUGAAAAAGUUAUUCCUGAUGUCCGCACUUCAAAAUCUCCAGCUGCCAAAGAAGCUAAAGAAUCAUCUCCUAAUCAGACUCCAGAGAAAACUUCUUCACGAACUCCGCAGACAGCAACUCGUGGUAAAUCGAUGAAGUCAGCUGCGACGAGGAAAGCCGAACCUGAUAAUUCCCCUGCUGCUCCCGCUAAGGACCCGGCCAAGAAAUCGUCUGUGGGCCAAGGUGUAAAGAAAGCCUCCCGACAGUCUUCCAAAUUAAAUGAAAAACCAGAUUCCUUGCCGUCCCGUGCCGCGUCUGAGCAAACCAGAACAACUACGUCAUUUUCAGCGGAUGCAGCACGAAGAGCUUCAUUCGCAAAAACACCUAUAGUUUUUGACCCUAGCCAACAAAUUUUUGGCGUAGCUGAUCCCACAAUGAUUGCAACAGAUGAUGACGGUAAUGUUCAAGAGCCUUCCGUGAUGAGGGAGGAAAGCACGAAUACUCGGACGAACCGCCGCUUCAUACGCGUGCGUUAUGACGAAGGUAGAAGUGGAGACCAGAGUGCGUAUGACAGAAAAGAUGAAGAAGGACUGGAUGAAAGGCUUAGAAGAGUGACAUUGAUAGCGACGAGCCGGACAAGAGUGCAGCCGAGAGUAUUGGUGAUGAUGACGAUGAUGAAGAUGCCCCUAAGCCGAAAGUGUACCGUCGAAGUUCUGGAGACUGAGUUAGUCGAUUACCUGUCCAGAUUAUUCAACCACCUGCAUCGAGAAAGAACUACCUACAUAUAUGCCGCCCGCCGUGGCGAAAGUUCCUCCUUUAUUUAA